Messenger RNA from Platichthys flesus (European flounder), 2364 nucleotides. RefSeq lists its product as uncharacterized. NCBI's taxonomy places the organism in Eukaryota, Metazoa, Chordata, Actinopteri, Pleuronectiformes, Pleuronectidae. The coding region runs from base 198 to 854 and encodes 218 amino acids. Gene Ontology annotation, molecular function: zinc ion binding. The transcript has 5 exons. The record is from RefSeq and is a predicted model, not a curated record.
GACGGUGGAGUGCAGGAGCAGAAGGUAUAAAGUUGUGAGUUUCCGUUUUGACACUUUAAUUUGUCUCCAAAUGUCUGCGUAGCCCCGGCAGGAGAAAAAAAGAGGAAUGUGAGCAGGAAGUGGAGGAAACUGCUGGGAUCUGGAAGUGCUCAGUGUGGGUGGAAGAAGACGUCUCUGAGCCACAACAAAGAGUGGUAAUGGACAACGACUACCGACUACUGUCUACAGCAGGGUCCUGCAGGAGUAUAUCCAUUGAAACACCAGAUUGCUUUAUAUGCCGGGAUGUUGAACUUCAAGCCAGUGACCCGCUGAGGAAUUUCUGCGACUGCAAAAAUCUACUUGCCCACCAUGCCUGUCUGUCAACAUGGAUCCAGAGGGGCUACGGGAGUGAAGACCGACUGCGAUGUAUCCUCUGCAAGGCCAAGUACCAGCUCCAGUGGGGUUCUCCAUGGCGCUCUGUGAGCUUCCAGUGGCAAACGUGGCUCGUGCUGAUCACAGGGUUUGCUUUGCUGGGUCUUGUGCCGUGUGCCGUUUACUGGAUGAUGACCUUCUUCACCAGGCCGCCGCCUCCCACCACCUUUAAAGUGGCUGCUGCCUCUUUUGGUCUGCUGACGGAGAUCCUGCUCAUCAAGUGCCUGUGGAGCUACCUCAGCAGUCGUUACCGGCAGGCUGAGCAGAGCUCCUUCACAGUCCGGGCCAGGGGCUCUGAGGAAGACAGAGCGAGCCUGGGCCGUCGGGAUCAGUCCGAGGCCACUUCAGCAGCGGCAGGUCACGCUUCAUCAGCGGCCGCUUCCAGUCAAGUGGACGCGAGGAAAGUGGAUGUGUUGGAGAGUGGCUGUCUCAGCCUUUUCUAAACCACUAACAGGAGUUUACAGAGUAUAGGGCCAGAGUAAAUCCUUUGGGUAUUAGAUGUGUCUAACAGCCAUUUAAGGAAACACAUCAGUGUAUCUGUGUUAUUAAUGAGAUUUUACACUUUGUGUAAAGUCUAAAAUGUUUUUGUUUUUCCCAACGUCAAAACUUUGCACUUUAUUCAGUGAGUCUAUUCUCAGAUAUUGCAAAUUGAAGAUAAGAAAGAAAAUGCACGAGUGGAUGAGUGUGUUCAGGCUCAGAGAGGGGAAAAAAGGCUGAAAUCUCUCUUUCCUUAAUGAUGCCCACACAGAGACAAUGGGGCGCCGCUCUGAUUAGUGUCACCUGUCCUUGUGCAUCUCAUCAGCUCCAUUAUGGCUCCAUCUCCCAUGCUUCUACUGCUAAUUGAAUAGCCUGUAAAGUGGUGACAAGGACGGGGGCGAGAGCAACGUCUGUCCCAGCGCUGUUGCAGAAAUGAGAGUAAAGCUUCCCAGUGAGACAAGAGCUACUAAAACAUAAACCAUUAUCAUACAGAUGGAGAAAGUGCCAACAAGUAGCCCUCAUGUUAUAUUACCAUCACUUCAUCAACGCAGUGUUUUCAUAUGGAACAGCUUUCAGUUUGCAUCUACUGUUUUGUGGGAGAUGCAGUGCUGCACUUUUUUGCGCUAUAUCAGACAAGACGUUCAUAUUGGACGUAGCAGCAAAACGCUCGACAAUGUUUUCAUGUUAUACUACAGAUGUUGAUAACAAUUCAAAUACAGGAGCCACUGUAUUUGUUCUUAUUUAACCAAAUCCAUGUGAAAACCAAAAUCAAACGUUCAUUAUCUAUUGACUCAAUAUCCACUGUGACCGAAGAUGUAAAUCGUUUUUAUCAUUUGUUGAAGGAUCCACAUUUUCCCAGAACUGCUGAGCACUACAUUUUUAGUAAAGGUAGCCUACAUCCUUUUUUUCUAGGGGACUAAUUUCAGCGGCGGAUUAAUACAUAUUUGGUGCUCUAGCAAGUGUUUAUAUGCAGCACCAUAUGACACAGGUGAUUAGACAACAUUAAUAUCUUCAUCACUUUCUGUGUUUGCUGUAAUAAAGCUCUGAAUGUGUAUUGGCAACCAUGGCCAACAAACUGAAUUAUAAUUGAUCGUAUGAAUCAAACUUUAACGAGGCACUCAAGAAGAAGAUAAACUGAGUCCCGUUCCUAAAGCGUUGCAUCCUACAUUACCCAUAAUGCAAGCAAUAGUUUCUUUUUAUUGGCCCUUCAUGCUCAGUAAGUGGUUGUUUGUGCUGCAAGCUAUUUGUUUUAAAUCUGGAAUCGACAUGUAGACAUCUCCUACAGAGCCAAAUUAUACAACAUGUAAAUAACUGUGUAACUCUGUAUAAUGCAUUUCCAUAGCAAACGUUUCUGUAUAUUAUAUAUGUUUAAUAAUCAAAUGCUGUGAUUUUAUAAACCAAUCAAUAACUUUGUUGUUCAAAAACUUUGGAAACAAUUAAAAGUGGGGCAGGCCUCAAUGUGAUGUUUACACUGAA